Molecule: messenger RNA, 933 nt
Organism: Ostrea edulis (European flat oyster)
Lineage: Eukaryota; Metazoa; Mollusca; Bivalvia; Ostreida; Ostreidae
Product: Fanconi anemia group D2 protein homolog
Exons: 7
Coding region: 74-583 (169 amino acids)
Biological process (GO): interstrand cross-link repair; homologous chromosome pairing at meiosis; double-strand break repair involved in meiotic recombination
Cellular component (GO): condensed chromosome; nucleus
Molecular function (GO): DNA polymerase binding
Source: RefSeq, a predicted model, not a curated record
ACAGAGAGAGGACAGAGAUGCGAAAUUAGACAAACUUUUGAAAUGGAACCAAGCUGUGAGAAUUCUUCACAUAAUGGUCAAUUUGAUGAAGGCCUUUGACGGUCGAGGUAAUCUUGGAGCAGCAUUAAAGUGUGGUCGUCAAUUUAUCGAGGUUUUCCUGAGACAAGGCAUGCCACUCCUAGACACCAUGUUCAGAUCCAACCGAGAAGAUGUACAGGGACUGCUAAAAAAUCUGCAGCUCAGCACGCGAGUUCUCCAUCACAUGUGUGGUCACUCAAAGAUUAUAAACGACAUUGCGUUAACGAAUCAAGUUCCCUUCUUGAAGAAGUGCCUGGAGGCCUUCGUGUACCGAGUAAAAGCCAUGCUGACGAUGAACAGAUGCUUAGAGGCCUUCUGGUUAGGGAACCUCAAAAACCGAGAUUUACACGGAGAAGAAAUCCUGUCUCAGGCAUCAACCACUGCUAAUUCGACAGUUGCAGACGUUGAGGAGAAUGAGGAGGAGGAUGAAGAAUCUGACAGAGAGGAGAGUGACGUGGAGGUAGAAAGUGUUGCGUGUGAUGAAUCACAAAGUGUGCAGUACUGAGGAAAACACAAGGACACUGUGAAAAUAACUUAUAUAGAUAGUUACCGUGGAGGUAGCAGAGUGACAGACACUUAAUAUUAGAAAGGUUUUUAUAGAAUUGUACAUGACAUCUGCUGAUUUGGAAAUGGAAGAGAAAAUAUAUAGUUUGGAACUGUCAACAGAAAUGGGAGCACUAGAUAUACAUGUACUGUCGACAAUUGUACUUUUAAUUUAUUCGGGACACUAAUACACAGUAAAUGCCGGUAUGCGCUACAUGUAAUUUCUAGACCAGUGUUGAAUUUUGUUGUUAUUGUGUCAUUUACAGUAUUGUUAUAAAUUAUAAGAUUGUAUUGCAUGAUUAAUAAACAAGA